GUAAAAGUGCGAAAAACAAGACUGAUGAUGUCCCCAGUGCUGUGCAUGUCCUUCUUGGCCCUAGUCCUAUCAGGAGGAGCCUGGGCGUUUCCUCCCAUUGGGGACGGAGCCUCCACCCAUGUCAGCAUCACAGAAAAAGCCGUGCUACAGAAGGUCACAGAGGUGUGCCGAGCCAUCGCCGAGAAAGAGGGACGAGACUUCACCCCCACGGGUAACUCUGCUGAGGAGCUGGUCCAGGCCUGCCUGGGACCCAAAGCAACAGGUGAAGUGUCAGCAGCUAAGUUCAAAUCUGCCCUGAAUGAGAUCUACAUACAGAACGGACAGGUGGACAGAGACUUUGUCAACAGCCCAGCCCAUCAUUUUAACUCUGAGGCGUUUGCUCUGGGCCGGCGCCUUAUAACUGAUGGGGUGGCCAGCAUCAAGGCCAACGUACAAAAGGAGAACUUCCUGGCUGCCAGAGAGACACUGGGGAGAGUACUACACACACUACAGGACUUCUACAGCCACAGUAACUGGGUGGAUCUGGGAUACACUGAACCCUACGCCAACCUGAUCCGCCCCGAUCUCCCACUGGAAAACCUGGCAGAUGUUAAAACCCCGACCUGCAGUGACUGUUCCAAUGGAGGGUUCUGUUCCAACUCCAUCCUGCCUAACAUCCUUAAUGAGAAGAAACUCACCUCUGGGUACAUGGGGAUCUUGUCCUCAGCUAAGCCUAAAGGUAAGUGUAGUCAUGGAGGUGCAGCUGACCUAACCAGCUCCAAGGCUCCUCGCGGGGGCAUCAGCAAGGAUGAGCGUCGCUCUGACAACGUGGCCCUGCACACCGCUGCUGUCACCGUGGCAACAACCGCAACCCUCCAGCUGCUGGAUGACAUCCGGGGCGCCGCCGGUGACAACAACUACCUACGCUUCAUGGGCAUAGCGCGUUCGUCAGUGGUUGUUUUUGUGAUCGACACCACGGGGAGCAUGAGUAAUGACAUCCUUGAAGCCAAGAGAGUCGUCUAUGAGAUCAUCGACAGCAAGAAGGGAACACAGGAUGAGCCAUCCCAGUACAUCCUGGUCCCGUUCAACGAUCCAGAGUUUGGACCCCUGAUAAAAACGACAAACCCUAAUGUUAUGAAAGCAGAGAUCGCUAACCUCACGGCUGAAGGAGGUGGAGACCUCCCUGAGAUGUGCCUAUCAGGGCUCCAGUUGGCGCUGACCGGUGCUCCUGCGUCGUCCAACAUCUAUGUUUUCACAGAUGCCGUUGCCAAGGACAUUGAAUUAAAGGAAACGAUCGUGGCCCUGAUCAGGAGCACCAAGUCAACCGUGUCUUUCUUCAUGACUGGUGAUGGUGCUGGUGCUAGAAGGAGGAGGCGUGGAGUAGAGUCCAGCGAAGCUACAUUCGAGACCUACAAGGACCUGGCGCUGGCGUCUGGUGGUCAGGCCAUUGGAGUCACCAAGGAAAAUCUGCCCCGGGCCACUGACAUCAUCAUCGACUCCUCCACCUCCGCUCUGGUGACAGUCCUACAGCGAGCGAGGAACCCAGGCAGAGCUGAGACAUUCUCCUUCCUGCUGGACGAGUCUCUGAACAACAUCACCAUCUACAUCACUGGAAAGUCCCUCACCUUCACCCUGAAGAACCCUGCAGGUGUGACCCAGAAACAGAAUGAGGCCAACGGGGAACUGGGGACUGUCCAGACGGUGGGCAACCUCUUCCGGGUCCGUCUGGCCUCCAACAAACAGACAGGAUUAUGGGAAAUCAGCAUGAACUCCAACCAGCCCUACACACUGAAGGUCACUGGUCAGAGUACCAUUGCCUUCAUUUAUGACUUUGUGGAGACUUUCGAGGGACCUCACCCAGGAUACGCCCUCAUCUCUGGCCGUCCACAAGCAGGCAUGCCUGCCAUGUUGUUGGUAUCGGUGUUGGGCAGAAAGGGCCCAGCCUCUGUCAAGGUGACCAACGUUGCCUUGGUGACAGUGUCAGGGUCAGAGGUCGUAGGCGGGGCCCUGGAAGACAUGGGCAACGGGAAGUUCCUAGUUACGGUAACCAAGGUCCCUGCGGGGGAGUUUGUGGUGCUGCUGAACGGGACAGACGUGGUCUCCUCCACCGUGUUCCAGAGACAGUCCACCACUCAGAUGUCUGUCUCCAAGGUUACCAUCAAGGCCGUGGUGGACAGAAGCAUGGAGCCUGGUAAACCCUUCACCCUUCCCUUCACCGUCAUGACCGACGCCACUGGAGGCAGCUACAAAAUCAGUGCCAGAAACGACCGAGACUUAGAAAUGAACGUCCCUAGCAGCAUCGCUGUGACCACCGGAGGAAACGCCACCGGUGAACUGACCAUCACGGUGCCCGCCAACACCCCCUCAGGAACAGACGUCACCGUGACCAUUGAGGCUGUGGCCCCCGGGGCGUCCGACUCCAACUACGCCGUCCUGCGCCUCUCUGUCGUCACCAAGGUGACAGAUUUCACCCCUCCCCAGUGUGAGGUUGUCAGUGUCUCAUCGGUCGACUGCCCAGCUGACCCAGCAUUCUGUAACUCUGCCUUCUGGCAGCUCUCUGCCAACCUGACAGACGGUGUCAAUGGCACAGGCAUCACCAGCCUCAAACACCGCCAGGGAGCAGGCAGCCUCACCCACACGGACCUGAAGCAGACGGUUGUUGCAGCAGCAUUCAACGCUUCGUGCUGCUCUCUGACAGUGGAGCUGGUGGCGGUGGACAAAGCCAUGAAUGUCGGCACCUGUCUAUACACCACCAAGGUGACAGAUGUCACCCCUCCCCAGUGUGAGGUGGUCAGCGUCUCGGUGGUCGACUGCCCAGCUGACCCAGCAGCCUGCAGCUCCGCCUUCUGGCAGCUCUCUGCCAACCUGACAGACGGCGUCAAUGGCACGGGCAUCACCAGAGUCACACACCUCCAGGGAGCAGGCAGCCUCACCCACACGGACCUGAAGCAGACGGUUGUUGCAGCAGCAUUCAACGCUUCGUGCUGCUCUCUGACAGUGGAGCUGGUGGCGGUGGACAAAGCCAUGAAUGUCGGUACCUGUUGGUUUUCCAUCGUCCGCAACGCGGGACCGCCCUCCAUCGCUCUGUCCCUCCCACUGUUGGUGUGUCUGCUGGUCUCUGCCUUCUUCACUACGUCCUUCACUGACUUACUUAUCUGAUUUUAACCUCAUGGACUGACUGACUGCCAACCUGAUACUACCUCUUAAACUUAAAGAAGAUACAUUUCUCAACCAACUUUCUAUUUUUGAUGUAAAUGGCAUGUUUAUAGAAGGGUUCAGAAUACCUGUUUUGUGAUUUCACCUGUUUUUGAGAACUUAUCCCAAAUAGCAAAUGACUUCCUCAUCCUCGUUGUGUAGUAUGAGGCUCUGAAAAAACAGGAACAAAAGCUCCAAAAACACCCAAAUACGUCCUUUUAGAAACGGCAAAGAUCUCAGUAUAGUGACGCAGGUCUUUAGAUGUUGUACACAUGAAAUUGUACCUUUCAGAACUUUAUCCGCAAUAUUAUAUUCCUUUUUUUUCGCCACUCGAGACGGUUCCCCUCCUAUAUCGGGCUUCUGACGAUCAACAGAGUUUUAUCCUUUCGACAGGAGCGGAUUUUGUCUUUCUUUAAACUUUCUUUAUUUCAUCAAACGAUUAUGAUUCUGUUUAAAUUUUUAUAUAAAUGAUGAUUGCCGAAUAAUGUUGAAGGUAUCACUUAACCAUAAAGCUCCCCUCUACAUGUGAUUCUAAAUGCCUACUGCUUGCUAAAGCUAUUUCUCAACUAUAAACACAAUGUUUCUUUGCAGGAUCCUUGUUCUGACUUUCCAGAAUCCCUGAAUUGCUUCGACCUUGAUUUUCUGAUUGGCUGGAUACAAGUUUCAACAUCCAAUUAUUUCAGAUCUACUAGAGUGCAAGUUUCACUGUGGCACCGUGGCGAUACGUUGGCACAUGAUGAUCAUUAUUAGAAUAUGACAAAUAUCAGUCAAGUCUUGCGUUGUAUUCAUGCUGGCUUUUGCCUGAGACGUGAAACAGAUCGGUUGGAGGGCAGACAGACGAUCACCAAUGUAUUAAUUGCCAAUUUGCCUAAAUGGUUAAUGGAAACACUUCAACCACAACGUUUUUAUUCAACCCUAUAGGUGUGAUGUCAUUACGUCCAUCUGUUUUUAUCGACACAAGACAGUUCAGUGGAAACGCGCCGUAGCAGGUCACUUUCUAAAUGUCUACAAAACAUCACCGGGCAAGUUCAUGGAAACAUAGCUAGUGAUGGCGCAAUUGGGCAUCAGGUUGCUGUAUGAUAUGAUAAGGAAAGCUAAUAUGUUUAUUAACACCUAUCCAGGUGUUGUUAGGUCUGGCAGGCAUCUGCAAAGUUUUCAUCUGGGAACGUACCCAAGGCCACCAUGAAAAUGAAUGUUUCUCGUGUAAAAAAGAGCCAGCAGCUUCUCUCAAGGCAAUUUCUCAACAUGUUACUUGCACUGUAGUAGUGAUGUUUUAAUGUUUGUCUCCAGUUUACCUCUCUGGCGUGAAUUAAAAGCUCUGCUGUCCUGCUGCA
Oncorhynchus gorbuscha (pink salmon) is the source of this 4508-nucleotide messenger RNA. RefSeq names its product von Willebrand factor A domain-containing protein 7-like. The coding region runs from base 25 to 3138 and encodes 1037 amino acids. Lineage: Eukaryota; Metazoa; Chordata; Actinopteri; Salmoniformes; Salmonidae. The transcript has 19 exons. The record is from RefSeq and is a predicted model, not a curated record.